AUGCCUGUAGAGCACAGUCUACCAUUCAACUACAACCUGCUUAUCACUACACCUAAUACUGUACUCCUCAGGACACUACAAGGCGACCAGACUAUCUUCGAGUGCGAGAGCGCCAAUGGCAUCGUCAAUGCCCGCGCAGCAACGAACAACAGCAGUCUGCUAGCGAUUGCGGACCGCCAUGUUGUCAUAUUGCACAAUACAGCGCGGCCUCGAGAGAAGAAGCAUCGACUGACAGGUGGGAGUGAUGUCCCACGGCUGUUACUGUUCUCUUCAGACUCGCGCACGCUAUUCUUCAACACUACCCUGAACAACUCGAUCCAAGCGUUCUCGCUGCCGACUGGCGCCCUACUACCCUCGUCUCACUCUCAUCCUUCACCCCCGAACGUCGUAGCGAUAUCCAGCGACGGACACAUACUACUGUCCGCUUCGUCUUCGCCCCCGACCGUCCUGAUACAAGACCGAAGAUGGCCUGGCAGCGCAGCAGUAGACUUCAAGCUCACAGGCACGUCGUCAGCCGUCACCUGUGCAGCAUUCGAGACCCUCUCCUGGGCAGCAGAACAAUCUUCGAUUCAGUUCGUACUCGGCUUUAAGGACGGUGCUCUAGCACUGUACAAGACGACUCUGCCGCUGCUCAGCCAAAGCCUAACUCCACACCACGAUGAUCAGUCAACAGAUCGUCAACUCCGGCCUACCGCAGAAGCAGCCUUGAGCAAGCUCCACAGAGCCGCGAUGGGUGGCGUCACUGCGGCGGCCUUCAUACCCGGUUACGCGUCACGAGUUAUCAGCGUCGGACAGGAUGGACGGUCUACAUCUCUAGCAGUUGCUACGAGCGCGCCGAUUACAUCGAGAGGCCGACGAGAUGGACCUGUGCUGCUCCAGGGCGAUACCACGGACGACCCUGAGACGAUGUACGAAGGCACUGAGACAUUGAUCGCAGUGGGCACACAGGCUGGCAAGGUGUUGGUGUAUAACGAAAUGGGUCUACUGGUGCAUGAGAUCGCUAUGGACAAGCCAGUUCGAUCAGUUGAGUGGGUUGGCGAUAUGUCUGCGCCCCCGAUACUUCCCACGAGAAAUUCUUCGCUAUCACCUGAUUCUGGUCCUGUAAUCAAGGCGCUGAUGGAAGGAAUUGGCGAGAUUGAAGACGAGCCGGUGCAGCAUACGACAGCGAAAGAGCUGCCCGAAAGGUCAGGCAGAUUAAGCACACCGGAGAUUGAUGGAGAGCCGGCUGUGUCAUUCUCUAUACAAGCUCAGAGUCAGGACCUG
This is a messenger RNA of Didymella exigua CBS 183.55, 1263 nucleotides long. RefSeq lists its product as uncharacterized. The transcript has 3 exons. Lineage: Eukaryota; Fungi; Ascomycota; Dothideomycetes; Pleosporales; Didymellaceae. Gene Ontology annotation, molecular function: protein binding. The record is from RefSeq and is a predicted model, not a curated record. The annotation marks the transcript as partial.